AUGAAGCUCCUGAUCCCUGCUACUCUUUCCCUCGUCGCCCUGGCUUCCACUGUAGAUGGCCAGAAGUUCUGCGGCCGUGAUGACCGCAAGGUUGUCGGAGACUACACGGUGUACAACAACCUAUGGGGUGAAGACAACGACAAAUCUGGUGCACAGUGUACGGAGGUGACUGGCAGCACCAGCUCGUCCGUGUCAUGGAAGACUAGCUUCAACUGGGCUGGUGACAAAUGGCAGGUCAAGUCGUUCGCCAACGCUGCGCUAAAGUUCCAACCCAAGCAGAUCUCGGCGAUCAAGUCGAUUCCUACGUCGAUUGAGUACACGUACACUUACGGCGACCACAUCAUUACCAAUGUUGCCUACGAUCUGUUCACCAGUUCGUCCCCGACUGGAGAAACUGAGUACGAGUUGAUGGUGUGGCUGGCUGCCCUCGGUGAGCCUUGGCCUCUGACCGACAGCGGCAAGUCCAUCGCGACCGUGAAUAUCGGUGGUGUCGUGUUCGAACUGUUCCAGGGUAUGAACAAGAAUGUCAAGGUAUUCUCAUAUGUCGCGAAGAAGACUGCUUACAAGUUUUCGGCGGACUUAAAGAAGUUUUUCAGCGAACUCCCUAAAAACAACACGUUGCCCCAGACACAAUACUUGGUGAAAUUGGAGGCCGGCACGGAGCCUUUCCAGGGUAAGAAUGGUGAGAUGAUUGUGAAAUCGUACUCGUCGAAGGUGAACUAA
Phytophthora infestans T30-4 is the source of this 723-nucleotide messenger RNA. RefSeq names its product endoglucanase, putative. Gene Ontology annotation, biological process: polysaccharide catabolic process. The coding region runs from base 1 to 723 and encodes 240 amino acids. The transcript has a single exon. The record is from RefSeq and is a predicted model, not a curated record. Gene Ontology annotation, molecular function: cellulase activity. NCBI's taxonomy places the organism in Eukaryota, Oomycota, Peronosporomycetes, Peronosporales, Peronosporaceae.